ACAUUUUAUUGGACAGAUAACGUUUUCUGAGAAGAGGUGUCUAAGCCACGAAACAGAUCUAAACUCCAACAUGAUUCACCAUAUGUUGUCUCAGCUCAGUAUCUUCAGUGCUGUGGCUGUCUUACUUCUCCUGCCAGACUCAUGUAGAGGUCAGUCUGCAGUCAUCGGUCCACUUCAGCCAAUCGUAGCAUCAGUUGGCGAUAACGUCACAUUGCCGUGCCACCUUGAACCUGCCGUUGAUGCUGCUGCCAUUACAUUUGAAUGGACCAGAGCUGACCUGAGCCCCAGAUUUGUCCAUGUGUGGCGUUCUGGUGAGAACCUGAUGGAUCUGCAGAAUCCUGCCUACAAGGAUAGAACAUCAGUCUCUGAGGAAAAACUGAAGUCUGGAGACAUUUCACUGAAACUGUCCAACGUCAAACCCUCUGACGAGGGAAAGUACAGAUGCUUCAUUCCAGGAUGGAAGAAGGAAUCCUUUGUGGAGCUCGUUGUUGACGCUGCGUCUACAUUUUUCAUCGUUGGUAUUGACAGAGGCAGUGAUGGGGUGGUUUUAGACUGUGAGUCUCGAGGCUGGUAUCCAGAACCUGAGGUGUUCUGGCUGGACGGUGAGGGAAACCUCCUCUCUGCUGGACCUACAGAGACAGUCAGAGGUCCUGAUGACCUCUAUACUGUCAGCAGCAGAGUGACUGUGGAGAAGAGACACAGCAACAGCUUCACCUGUAGAGUCCAACAGAACCACACCAACCAGAUCAGAGAGACACACAUACAUGUUCAAGAUAACAUCUUCAAGACCCAGUACAGUUUUGGUACCGUCAUUGCCUUGGCUGUGUUUUGGGCCCUUUCUUUAUUUACUAAUCUUUUCCUUUGGAUACGUUAUUGUCGGAAGAGGUACUGACAAUGACAACUCGCUAACUUGCUUCCCUGGAUACAGAUGCUGGUUUGCUGUUGAUCCCUGCAGUCUUAGCCAGUUUGUAUCUGUUGUGAAAGGGUGGAUGUGAAUAUAUAUGCUGCUUAAACAUGAUGAUUAAAACCUGU
Molecule: messenger RNA, 1032 nt
Organism: Acanthopagrus latus (yellowfin seabream)
Lineage: Eukaryota; Metazoa; Chordata; Actinopteri; Spariformes; Sparidae
Product: butyrophilin subfamily 3 member A2-like
Exons: 5
Coding region: 71-892 (273 amino acids)
Source: RefSeq, a predicted model, not a curated record